AUGGCCGACAUCAACGCAACACCUGGCACCCUGAACUGGAGACUGAGCGCCCAUCCCAUAACUCUCGUCACCUUCCUCUCCUUCCGCGCAGCCUCGCUCCUCGUCUACCUCCUCGGCCUAAUCUUCACCUCCAACUUCGUCCUCAUCUUCAUCAUCACCAUCCUCCUCCUCGCCGCCGACUUCUACUACCUCAAAAACAUCGCCGGCCGCCGCCUCGUCGGUCUCCGCUGGUGGAACGAAGUCAACUCCCAGUCCGGCGACUCCCACUGGGUCUUCGAAUCCGCGCCGCAGCCCAAUGAGCCCGGCGGCAAGAUUGUGAAUGCUACGGAUAAGAGGUUCUUUUGGUUAGCACUGUAUGCGCAGCCAGGACUAUGGGUCGCGCUGGCGGUUGUGGCGAUUGUAAAAUUUGAAUUCAUCUGGUUGACGCUGGUCGUGAUUGCGCUGGUGUUGACAAUCACGAAUACGUUGGCGUUUUCGAGGUGUGAUAAGUUCAGUCAGGCGAGUGGGCUGGUGGAGAGGGGGCUGUAUUCGGGGUCUUUGGCACGAAAUGUUGGAGGCGCUUUAGUCUCACGACUCUUCAACCGUGGCUCAUAG
This is a messenger RNA of Fulvia fulva, 594 nucleotides long. Its product is annotated as Golgi apparatus membrane protein tvp23. The record is from RefSeq and is a predicted model, not a curated record. Gene Ontology annotation, biological process: protein secretion; vesicle-mediated transport. Gene Ontology annotation, cellular component: Golgi membrane. The transcript is spliced from 3 exons. Lineage: Eukaryota; Fungi; Ascomycota; Dothideomycetes; Mycosphaerellales; Mycosphaerellaceae. The coding region runs from base 1 to 594 and encodes 197 amino acids.